CUCCGGAUUUUUCACUCUACCAUAACUAUUACCAGAACCAUAACUAACCAUAACCAGAACUCUACCAGUAUGAGCAGUAGUGAGUCUGAAUUGGAGGACUCGUAUAAUGAUCCUGAAUUAGGAGAUUUCAUUGUGGAUGAUGACCCAAAUGAAGUAGAGACGGAGAAGCAGAAACAGAUUCCGACGGAACACCCACCAAUCGAUAGAAUUACUCAAAUGACAUCUCAAUUAAAACCCAAUGAAACUCAAACUAGAAAGUUACUAAAGGCUCAUAUAGCCGUAUUGGUAUCUGCCCUUGGAGGUAUCGAUCAUACUUCAACUCAAUCGCCUCCACCAUACAAAUUAGGUCAUGAUGCUCUAGCAUGUUUAAAAGAUUUAAGAAGAUGGAUUAAGUCAGUUGAUGAAACUAAUAAUACUUAUGACGUAGCACUUGCAUGUGCCGAGUCUGGAUUAGUCAUUAAUGACUUAAUUGUAAUCUUAUGUCAAUGGGAAAAUCAAAGCCGAGCUAAACAACCUAUAAAGAAUAUAAGAACUACUGAAAGAAUCAUGUUAGCUUGUUUAGAAUUAUUAGUAUUACUUACAUGGCCAGUGGAAUUAAAUGAUGAGCUGUCAGUGAAUCAGAAAUUAUUAUAUUCCGAUAUUAAAAAGCAUCAAUUAUUAUACAAAAAAGCCCUUUUAUCGGUGAAUAAUGGUCAAACUUUGAAGGCAGUAUUAAGACUAGCUUUACCUACAUUAGCUAAGGAUAAAUCAGAUAGAGAACCUCGAGAUAAUGCAGUAUUAAGAUUAGUCUUGUUCUUUUUCAGAAAUGUCUUAUUUAUAGAACCAGCUAGAUCUUCAUUUGCUUCUAAGAAUUCAAGUGUAAAGGCUCCUACUUUAGUAGAUAAUUUACCUUCGGGGAUAACGCUCGAUGAUAUUUCUAUAAAUGUCGUAUUAUCAACGUUUAAAAAGCAUAAAGUAUUGAUGUUUUUAUUGACUAUCUCCAAUCUAAUUGGUUCGGAGUUUGAUAAGGAACUCUUUGGGCCGGUGUGUAUCGAAAGUGUUUAUUUGCUAUUGAGGGGGGUCAAUCCGUCGGACCUUUUACACCACAAGUAUAACAUCACCAGUACGAGUAACAGUAACAGUACCAAUGCAUCUACCAAUGCUUCUACUUCCACCACAUCAGGUAUGCAAUUACAGAACUUACUACAGAAAGAAGCCGACAAAUCCAAAGCCCAUUCUCAGAACUUAUCUACUCGUCAUGGAAGAUUCGGUACCUUACUUUCCAUCCGAGGAGGAGACUCUAAUGGAUAUGUAGUCUCAGGACAAGAGGCUCUUCGAGAUAUGGGAGCCACUCUUGAUAAACUUGAUAAGUCCAAGAAAUGGAAGAAUAGAAAUACUUUUAAGUAUGAUUCCGAUGAAUUCAUUAGCUCUAAGACGGACUACUUAACUACUACUGGUAAUGAAUUACUCUAUGCAUUUGUUAAUGACUUUUUAGUAGGAGGAUGUUUCAAUAAUCUUAUUGAAUCUGUUGGAUCGAUCUUAACAUCCAAUUCAUCGGACUUUUCUGCCGUUAAUGAGUAUGAAAAGGCCGUCUACUUCUUAAUGAUUGCCUGGUUUUUCCAUUUCAAACGGGAAAGAAAUACCCUUUAUAGUAAAGGGUUGAUUAGUGAAACAGUGGCGGACGAUAAUGAUGGUGUAGAUAAGUUUAAUUAUGGAUCGGUCGGAGCAGGCUUGAGUGAAGUCAACUUUAUAUUGAUCAUUAGUUAUUUCCGAUCCUCGUAUGAUCUCCGACUCUGGAGUUCAUUGCAUGUGGCCAUGGCCUGUUUUCGAGAGUUGCUUCUCAUCUCUCAUGCCUCCUUUGCCAAACUGAAGCAACAGCAACAGCAACAAGAACCAGCAGACGAUGAACAAGAUGAUAUCGAUCGAGAAUUGGCCGAGGGAAUCAUUCGGAAACUCUUCUCGUUCAAUUUCUUCAUCAACCUAAUCAUCCAGGUCUUACACACUGCGUCUAACCAUUCUCCUGAUUACUUAAGUGUGUGUGUCUCAGUAAUUCAUAUCCUACUCAAGUCCUUUGAAGGAUUUGCCAAUGAGGAUAUAAAGAUAUACGUACAACAUAAACGGAGACAAUCGAAAAGAAAUAAGAAGAGUAUUAAUAAUCUUGAUAAAGAAACCGAAAAUCAGCUUCGAGAUAUCAUAGAUGGAUCUGAUGAAGAAGAAGCCAAUGAAAGAAUUCAGGAGAUCUCUAAGGAGAGACAGUUGGAUUUCAAACAAACCGAAUUAAGAUUCUUUCAUACUUCGAUCAUUAGUACUUAUAUUGAGUAUCUAUCACGAUAUGAAGACUUAACUCAUGAAGAUAUUAAACGAUGUAUAUCAUAUUUCCAUCGAUUAUUUGUAAUUCGAAAGGAUUUCGGAGGUCUAUAUCGGUUGGACUUUAUGCAAACUCUUCAAAGACUUCGGAAUUACUUACCUAAACAUUCGAGUGUUCGGAAUCAUGUGGAUGAGUUUAUCUAUUACUUUAUGAAACGAUUCAAGUUGGCACUCAGUCGAUUUCCUAAUUCGAUUGAAUUACUCUUUCCGAGAUUUGAAGAAAUCGGAUUUAAAACUUACUUGACGACGGGAGAAUUACAUAUAAAGGAAGAUAAACAUCAUAGAUCCACUAGUAUUAAAGUGGGCCGAGAGUUGGAAUUCACAAGAGAUAACUUUUCUGAUGAUGAAAAGAUUAAGAUCUUAGUGACGGCCAUCUAUGAUAUAGAAACUAUCAGACCAUUUCUUUCAUGGUAUGUUCUUCAGCUUAAGUCCAUUGUUCAACAGCGACUUGUUUCCGAUACCGAUACUGUCUAUUCCCUUAAUCAGAGUAAGUUUGAUAAGUUCAUCCUUGAGAACUCUUACGUCCGACUCCUCUUAUACUUGACAGGAUUCGAAGUACCACUUAUAGUUGAUCAGCCAUGUAAGUUAAAGGCAUCGAUUGAAUCAAGUGCAUUGACAGAGAAGAUUGCCUUGAUUGAGAAAUGGAUACAGCAGCAACCAGCCAUGUUUGAGGAUAAUAAGGAUCCGUCGUACUUUGUCAGACAGAAGGAAUGGGCAGACGAUGAGUAUGAUGAAGAGGUUGAUGAACAGUAUGAUGGUGAUGGUUAUGGAGAUGAUGAUGAUGAACCUAUUGCCUUUGAAACUCGUGCUGAUCCCAAUGCUGAUCGAACCAAUGCCCAUGAGUUGGAUACUCUUGAUGAGUUGGAACGGUCCUUACAAGCCAGUCAGGGUAGUGGUAGUCAGAGAGGCAGAGGUUCUAAAGGUAAAGCAUUGAAGAAGAAGCAACAGAAACAGAAACAGAAACAGACCACCACCAAAAGGAAGUCAGCUACUCAUCAUCGUCGUAGACCACCCAGAUCUCUUGGUAUAGAAUCAGGUGAUGAAGCUCCGUUAAAGUCUAGUGAAUUUGUUCAUGAUUCUGAUGAUGAAUCUGACGAUGAAAAGGUGCAAGAAUUCUUCACUAGAGAAGAGAGAUUACGGAGAAUGUUAUCUGAGUCUGGAGGGAUUGUCAAUCCUCAACAAUUGGAUGAAUUUAAGAAGGUGUGGCAGCAAUUGGAGACUGGUAGUGGUAGUGCACCUCGAGUAGCGUUAGAGAGACUGAGAUCUUCAUUAUUUGUAGAGAGUUUACAUGAGGAUGACAAUGACAAUGAUGAUGAAGCAGAUCAACCGAGUGCUCCCAGCUCACAGAUGAUGCAGAGUGACUCUGAGACUGAGAGAGUAGUCGAUGAGAAUUCUCAGACGUCUGAAGAGGAUGACACAGUAACUAAGCCUAGUAAGAGACAAAGAGGUACUAUUGAUAGUGAGGAAGAAGAUGAAGAUGAGGAUACAUUUGUUAGUGCGUCUGAGGCACCUACUAGAAAGAGAAGAUUAGUAAUUGAUGAUGAGGAUGAAUAGAAUAUGUUGUUAGUACAGAAUAUAUGUUAGUACAGAAUAUAUGUUAG
This is a messenger RNA of Scheffersomyces amazonensis, 3947 nucleotides long. It is a transcript of the gene YBL053, whose product is annotated as Ybl053p. The record is from RefSeq and is a predicted model, not a curated record. Lineage: Eukaryota; Fungi; Ascomycota; Pichiomycetes; Serinales; Debaryomycetaceae. Bases 70 to 3900 code for a protein of 1276 amino acids. Gene Ontology annotation, molecular function: DNA binding. Gene Ontology annotation, cellular component: replication fork protection complex. The transcript has a single exon. Gene Ontology annotation, biological process: DNA repair; replication fork arrest; DNA replication checkpoint signaling.